UCUCUCACACACACACACACUCACUCUCACAUGAAAGAGCAGUGAGAGAGAGACAAAACUAGGAGGAGGGGCAGACUAGUUGCAUGUAUUUUUGAUGUGCUGUGAUUCUGCAGUCAUAGAUCUCACACACACACACACACACCCUGGUGGCUGUCCUGGAUGCGGGCGAGUGUGAGGUAGCGUGGUCUUGGAGCGGAGUGGCAGGAUGACGACCGCGGAGCAAGGCGAGGGUGGCACACACACACACACACGCUCGGAGCCGGACGAGUUCUGUGAGCGCGCGGUCACUCUGAUCGUGGAGCUCUGCCUGGAUGACAGUCCACUGCUGGACACACACACGUGCGAGGAGUUCCUACUGCUGCUCACCACACACAGGCCAACCAGCGGCCACGCAGAUCUCUCCUUUUCCCUGCUGCUGCUGGUAUUCUCGGCGUGCGCUUUGGCUCUGUUGGGCGUCGUCACCUUCGCCUCCUGGAAGCUCUGCUGGUUGCCGUGGCGACAUAAGCACCUCUCGUCCAGUGCCAGCAUUCUUGCCCCGCCCCCCGACCACGAGGAGCCUUCCCCUGGCCACUCACACACACACACACACACACACACUCACACACGCGCGCGCGCCUCGCUGCGGCCCUACAGUAUGGCGGCGGAGAAGGAUUCUGGGAGUUUCCUGGAGGCGGCGGUGAAGAUCAGCCACACGUCCCCCGACAUCCCGGCCGAGGUGCAGCUCUCCAUGAAGGAGCACCUGCUGCGGCGGACACGCAUCUCCCGCCAGACCACCGAGCCCGCCUCCUCCAACAGGCACAGCUCCUUCAAGAAGCACCUCCCCCGGCAGAUGCACCAUGUGGCCAGCCUGGACGGCGGCACAGACUUCCUGGAUGCGGAGGAGAAGCACUUGGGCCUGGGCCGCCUGCAGCCAGAGCUGUACCAGCAGAGUGCCGUGGAGGCUGACCACUCUGCCGACAACGACCCCAGCAAGAACUGCGGCAAGAUCAACUUCUCUCUCAAGUACGACUACGAGAGCGAGCAGCUGCUGGUCACCAUCGUACGCGCACUGGACCUGCCAGCCAAGGACUUCUGCGGAAGCUCUGACCCCUACGUCAAGAUCUACCUGCUGCCCGACCGCAAGCGGAAGUUCCAGACGCGCGUCCACCGCAAGACGCUCCACCCCACCUUUGACGAGAGUUUCCAGUUCCCCGUGCCGUACGCCGAGCUGGCCACCUGCAAGCUGCACCUGAGCGUCUUCGACUUCGACCGCUUCUCACGCCACGACAUGAUCGGAGAGGUCAUCCUGGACAACCUGUUUGAGGAGUCAGACCUGUCCCGCGAGACGUCCAUCUGGAGAGACAUCCAGUAUGCCACCAGCGAGAGUGUGGACCUAGGUGAGAUCAUGUUUUCCUUGUGCUACCUGCCCACGGCAGGUCGACUCACUCUCACUGUGAUCAAGUGCAGGAAUCUGAAGGCCAUGGACAUCACUGGCUACUCAGACCCGUAUGUGAAGGUGUCGCUCAUCUGUGAUGGCAGGCGACUGAAGAAGAAGAAGACGAGCAUAAAGAAGAACACGCUGAACCCCGUGUACAACGAGGCCAUCAUCUUUGACAUCCCCCCCGAGAACAUGGACCAAGUCAGCCUGCACAUCUCCGUCAUGGAUUAUGACCUGGUGGGCCAUAAUGAGAUCAUCGGGGUGAAUCGCGUGGGCAGUCAUGCUGAAGGCCUGGGCCGGGACCACUGGAGCGAGAUGCUGGCGUAUCCACGGAAACCCAUCGCUCACUGGCACCCUCUGCUGGAGGCCAAGAGGUCUGAGAAAGAGUGGAAGGCUCGCACUGCCAGCUUUGACAGUCAGGGUUCUUGCCCCUCCCCCCGCCUCCCGUCCAGCCCAUGAGGGCGGGCCAGGAUAGAAGCCACACCCCUUCCAUGGAGCCCCUCCCAGUUGCUGCUGUUCUCCAGAGGACGUGACGGUCAGCUUGAGUCGCCGCUGGGAGCAGCGUCCGGCCUGCCUGUCCACCGCCAGAGACACCACCCAGACAGCAGGCCGCACCCCUGCACAGACUGCUGUGUGUGUGAGAGAGACUAAUUACAAGUGUGUGUGUGUGUGUGUGUGUGUGUGUGUGUGUGUGUAUGGGGGUGGGUUUAAAGUGCACAACUGGAAAUGUAGCCACAUGUGUCAUGUACAGUGUGAUGGUGAUAUUUUGGUUUCUUGUGUAAAUUUGGAGAAUUUUAUGUUUACGUAUGAGCUUUCUGUUGUGUUGUUUUGCCUCCCUCAUUUAGAUUCUUUACUGUGAACAAGCCAGACGCAUUUUAUAGACUCAAAAAUCAUGUAACCACAGAGAUUUUCUGUUAGGUUGUCAUGGUAACAAGGCUACUCUGAUGUGUGUGUGAGCUUCUGCUUCUGAGUUUGUGACUCUCGGCUCGGUUGAUGUGACCUGCCUGGUAUAGUGUGUGUGUGUGCGUGUGUGUGUGUGUGUGCGUGUGUGUGUGUGUGUGUGUGCGUGUGUGUGUGUUUACCCUCAUUAAGCUCCGUGUACGAGAGGAAAGCCGCCUCGCUCGUUUGAUCUUCGCCAUGACCCAGAAGCUUCUGCUAACGAGGGCGCCGCCACUCGCAUAAUCUGGCCUGCAGCUCUGCUGGACUGGACACUUGUCUGGACAUGUGUUCUGCAUCUUGGUUCUGCACAUCUGGUUCUGGAUGUGCUCCAGACCUUUAGUUCUCUAACAGGUUCCACAGAGGUAGACCAUGACUCAGCACCUGAUAGACCCAUCCUGCUUUCAGAGGUAGACCAUGACUCAGCACCUGAUAGACCCAUCCUGCUUUCAGAGGUAGACCAUGACUCAGCACCUGAUAGACCCAUCCUGCUUUUAGAGGUAGACCCCUCCAGAACAUGACUCAGCACCUGAUAGACCCAUCCUGCUUUCAGAGGUAGACCAUGACUCAGAACCUGAUAGACCCAUCCUGCUUUCAGAGGUAGACCAUGACUCAGCACCUGAUAGACCCAUCCUGCUUUCAGAGGUAGACCAUGACUCAGCACCUGAUAGACCCAUCCUGCUUUUAGAGGUAGACCAUGACUCAGAACCUGAUAGACCCAUCCUGCUUUCAGAGGUAGACCAUGACUCAGCACCUGAUAGACCCAUCCUGCUUUUAGAGGUAGACCCCUCCAGAACAUGACUCAGCACCUGAUAGACCCAUCCUGCUUUCAGAGGUAGACCCCUCCAGAACAUGACUCAGCACCUGAUAGACCCAUCCUGCUUUCAGAGGUAGACCGCUCCAGAGCAUGACUCGGCACCUGCGUUGUUUAGAUGUGCACCUGCCAGGUUUGUGAGAGGGUGUGACUGUAGGGCCGUUUGUCUGGGCCAGCUGUGAUGUGCCAAGUCGUGGAAUCUUUUAGCCAAUAGGAAACAGCGAGAGGUCAGCCCUGCACAUGUCAUCAUCUGGACAUCUGUGCUGAAGCUCAUUUACUGAUCACUUAUUUAGUGCUAUGUGUAUUCUGUGUGUGUGUGUGUGUGUGUGUGUGCGCGCUGUGUGCAGUAUUACUGAUCACUUAUUUAGUGCUAUGUGUAUUCUGUGUGUGUGUGUGUGCGCGCGCUGUGUGCAGUAUUACUGAUCACCUAUUUAGUGCUAUGUGUAUUCUGUGUGUGUGUGUGUGUGUGUGUGUGUGUGUGUGUGUGUGUGCAGUAUUACUGAUCACCUAUUUAGUGCUAUGUGUAUUCUGUGUGUGUGUGUGUGUGUGUGCAGUAUUACUGAUCACCUAUUUAGUGCUAUGUGUAUUCUUUCCCUCUUAUUUCUGUAGCUUUGGAUAUCCUGCUGUAUUAACUUAGUGUGUGUGUGUGUGUGUGUGUGUGUGUGUGUGCACUGUGUGCAGUAUCACAAGUCCUGAUUCUUAACAAAAGUCCUACUGUAGUCUUCUUCCCCCUUUUCAGGUACCUAUGGGAGAAUUUACACUUUUAUAAGAGCAGUUUGUAUGUGUACAUAGUCCCUGUUUCUGACCUGCCUUGUACUAAAAUGUGUCAUUAAACUCCAUUAAACAC
This is a messenger RNA of Alosa sapidissima (American shad), 4014 nucleotides long. RefSeq names its product synaptotagmin VIb (gene syt6b). Gene Ontology annotation, cellular component: membrane. The record is from RefSeq and is a predicted model, not a curated record. Gene Ontology annotation, biological process: regulation of calcium ion-dependent exocytosis; cellular response to calcium ion; regulation of dopamine secretion. NCBI's taxonomy places the organism in Eukaryota, Metazoa, Chordata, Actinopteri, Clupeiformes, Clupeidae. Gene Ontology annotation, molecular function: calcium ion binding; syntaxin binding; phosphatidylserine binding.